AUGACCGAUACCCAGCACGCUAAAUACCUUCUUUCCAUCCCCUCUGUACGCGAGCGUGCUCAGUCUGUAUUUGCAAAGGCAACCACUACUGGUCACGGAACUGCAUUUACCAUUGAUAUGACUCGAGUCCCUGAUGUUGUUGAUUGUGUUGUGCGGCUCAUAGCGCGCGACUACGGAACAGACUAUGCCGCAAUUCCUCCCCAUGGCCGCUGGCAACACUUUAAUGUUGGUGGAGUCGAUCGUAUAACACCUUUAGUUGAGGCAUGGAUUGCUGCUGGUGUUGCUAAUGAUGAUGUUGCUCGCAGACUGCUGGACCUCUUUGUUGUGUCUGUGUUACUCGACGCAGGUGCUGGAAACAAGUGGGUGUAUCAUGAUGCAGCUAGUGGAUCUACUUAUAACCGCAGUGAGGGUAUUGCAGUGGCGUCGUUGGCAAUGUUUGCAAAUGGCGCUUUUUCUGCUGACUCUACACAACCGUUUCAAGUCAAUGGCAAUGCCUUGUCGGCACUGUCUCAUGAAACUCUUGCUAAGGGUAUGCAGGCAUCUGAAGAAAAUCCCAUGGAGGGCAUUGCUGGACGUGCAUCGCUGAUGCAACGUUUAGGGUCUGCACUUACAGCCAGUCCGGAAUACUUUGGAGAAGAUGCACGGCCAGGAAACUUGCUGGGGUACCUCCUACAGCAUCCCACCACCACCACCACAACAACAACAACCUCUCCAGGCCCAGUCAUCCAAUUGACGACUUUAUGGGACGCACUCAUGGCUGGUUUAGCUCCCAUUUGGCCUGCAGGUCGUACGCAGUUAGCUGGAGUUAGUCUAGGUGAUGCAUGGCCUUGUGAGUUGUUAAAUACACCAGGGUCUGAAUUUUGGGAACGUAUUACCCCGUUCCAUAAACUUACCCAGUGGCUUUGCUACUCACUUCUUGUUCCCAUUAAAAAGUACUCCGGUGCUACAUUUGUGGGAGAAGAAUUGCAAACAGGUUUGCCAGAGUAUCGUAAUGGCGGUUUGCUUGUGGAUCUCGGUGUGCUCACGCUUAAACCCGAAAUUUUGGCUGCGGGGCUAGACACGGCCCGCGUCAACAAUGCAUCAUCUUUUGGCAAGCCGUACGAGGUACCAAUGUAUACGCCGGACUCGGACGUGAUUGUCGAGUGGCGCGCGCUGACUGUUGGAUUUCUUGACCAUUUGCUCCCCCUCGUAAACGAAAAACUCGGCACUCAACUAUCCUUGGCCCAGCUACUUGAGGCCGGAACUUGGAAGGCUGGACGAGAAGUUGCUGCUGAAAAACGACCAGAAACCAAGGGCCCACCUAUUGAUCUUCUUUCAGAUGGUACUGUCUUUUAA
Magnusiomyces paraingens is the source of this 1335-nucleotide messenger RNA. RefSeq lists its product as uncharacterized. The coding region runs from base 1 to 1335 and encodes 444 amino acids. The transcript has a single exon. The record is from RefSeq and is a predicted model, not a curated record. NCBI's taxonomy places the organism in Eukaryota, Fungi, Ascomycota, Dipodascomycetes, Dipodascales, Dipodascaceae.